AACGGAUGUUGAUGAAAAAGAGGAAGAACAUCAUCAAGUCCUAAAAGAACAUGUGAGGAAGAUGUUGGCUGCAAGGCCUCCACAAGAGUUGAUUGUCUUGAUUGAUGAUAUCCAGCGGCUUGGAUUGUCCUACCACUUUCAACCCGAGCUCGAGACGUUGUUACAAGACAUCAAGGAUAGCUUUCUUGAAUAUUACUGCAGAGAAAAGGAUACUGAUCUUCAUCAGGUUGCUCUAUGUUUUCGGUUACUUCGACAGCAAGGACAUUUUGUUUCUUCUGAUAUGUUCUACAAAUUUAAGGAUAGCAAGGGGAAGUUUAAAGAAGAGCUGGUUAAGGAUGUGAGAGGAAUGCUCAGCUUGUUUGAAGCAACCCAUCUUAGAGUGCACUCAGAGAACGUACUUGAAGAUGCUCUGGACUUCACUACACAUCACCUUAGUCUCUUUCUAAAUUCCAACUCGGAUGAUCCAUUGGUAGACCUUGUUGGUCAUGCACUGAGGUAUCCGCUCUGCCGAGAUAUUAAUAGGCUGGUGGCAAGGCAUUACAUUUCACUCUACCACAAAUUUGAUUGGCAUAAUCAAGUAUUGUUAGAUUUGGCGAAGUGCGAUUUUAAUCUGGUGCAGAAGUUGCAUCAAGUAGAGCUGGGUCAUAUUACAAAGUGGUGGAAAGACCUACUAAUGACUUACUAA
This is a messenger RNA of Daucus carota subsp. sativus, 685 nucleotides long. Its product is annotated as sesquiterpene synthase 2-like. Gene Ontology annotation, molecular function: terpene synthase activity. Lineage: Eukaryota; Viridiplantae; Streptophyta; Magnoliopsida; Apiales; Apiaceae. The transcript has 3 exons. The record is from RefSeq and is a predicted model, not a curated record. Bases 62 to 685 code for a protein of 207 amino acids.